GUUUCCAUUCUCUGCCGAAGCGCGAGCAGUUGGCUUCUCAUACACUCGUAACUUGCCAAUUGUAAAGCUUGCAACCAACUGUCCCUCUCCUGCGGCGUGUUGGCACCAAGUUGCUGAUAGACGCCGCCGUCGAAUACUACGAUUCAUUGAAUUUCGUUAUCGCAUUGUUUUCCCUACGAUGCUGGCGGAGUUCGAGGAAUGGCCUGCACGCGCACGUCACAAUCCGACACAUUCGGAACUCUUCGUUGGCGUUGUCGUCAGCUGCUGCGAAAACUUUUCCGAAAUAGCUUUCCCGCUCGCGCUUGUAAAUAUUAUCGUUCGCUCAUCUCAGCACCGCAAACAUCAUAGACGCACGUGAAUAAUCUUCGGCGCAUCGAGGAAAGCUGAAAUCGGCAAUAAAGACUAAAGUUGGAUCAAAGCUCAUCUAGCUAAAGCUGACGUAACUGGGCUUACGCACGAGCGCGCGAUUCGACGAUAUAUCAGGCGCGAUUAUUUAACGACAGCUGUCGAUGAGUGUCGAGCUUUACUUUGUCCACCAGGCCGGAAUUACUUACGCCGUAAAUAAAUUGUAACGCCGACGUCGCGAUUCUUAUGCGGCGAAGAUUAUUUCGAAGUAUCAUUGAUCGCUCUUGCGUGUACGCCGGACAGUGUAAAUAUAACCGCGAAAAAUCAAAUCUCAUACGAAAGGUGCGCUGCUUAGCCUCACGGAACUGCUCUAAGAAGGGUUUACGGUGGUGCGAUUGAUAAACUUUGACCAUCUCGCAAAAUGGUAAACUAGCGAGUGAAUUGUGAAGUAUUUAAUAAGAUGAAGGCGCUGUAAAAAAGACAAAGAUGGAGAAAUUUCUCGUUGCUUCAAAAAAUUGUUUGAUAAACGCCAAUGACUACCAACAAAUCCUGGUUGUCCUCGGUAACCCAACGUGCGACUUAGACUCGGCGGUGUGCGCAUUGGCGAAAGGUUACCUGGAGUACCGCGAACAAGCGGUAAGUCGAAUCACGGGAGUGAUUCCAGUGUUGAACGUGACGAGAGAUGAGUUCCGGUUGAGGACCGAAGUCGUCUACUAUCUAAAGCGUUGCGGCGUGCCGAGGGACCUGUUGACAUUUCGAGACGAGAUCAACUUGGAAGAGUUACGUGCAAGUGAAAAACUCCAGCUGAUUAUGGUCGACUACCACGCUUUGCCAGAGGAGGACGUGCAACUAGCAGAUAGCGUGAUUGAAGUAAUUGAUCAUCGACCACAAGAUGCCUCCUGGCCAUGGUCAGGUCGACGGCUUUGUCUUCAACUGGUCGGCAGCUGUGCUACCCUCGUUGCUCAACAGAUACUGCAACGUUGCCCGGAUAUUCUCACUGAGCUUGCUUGUCUGCUCAAGGGGCCAAUCUUGGUGGACACGGUGAACUUGUCUCGCGAAGCAGCCCGAGCAACGCCACUGGACCACGAGAUAAUGGAACGACUCGAGCAGGCAACGACGGCGAGGACGACUGCGAGCGGAAGAAGCCUCGUGGAAAAGAACGAAGAGACGAUGGACGAAAGGACUAGAGUCUAUCGGGACAUUCUGGCGGCCAAGACCGACAUAAGCGAACUGACACCCGGAGACCUGCUAAUUAGAGACAUGAAAGUCGCCAAUGGAAUCCCGAUACCUGGCUUUCCCAUUCUCGUCAAGGACUUUAUGGAGUUGGAAGGGGCAAUGGAAGCACUCGAUGCGUUCUGCGUCUCACGCAACUAUCGACUGGUCGUACUUAUAGGUUUGGACCUGAAGGAGGACAAGGUGACGAGGGACAUUGCCGUCUAUUCGCUGCUUCCCGAUCAAGCGACAGAUAAACUAAUCGAGGCGCUGCUCACCGCUGAAAGGCCCAGCAGUCUACAGCUGACGGAGUCGGGGCGCGUGCAACGUGGACAAAACUUACUGCUGCACUACCACCAGGCCAACGCGCGGGCUUCGCGCAAGCAAAUACUGCCGAUUAUACAAAGCGCCGCUGCCGCCACUGACGAGUGCAAAUAACGCGCACCGCUCCGUGGCCCUCCGCUGACAUCAACGACGAACUAAACAUCUGCUAAUUAUCCAGCCUUCCCUGCCUACCCGCCUGUUUUCAACUUGGUCAGCGGCUUUUUCUCUUUUCCCUGCUGUGCUUCUACGACCAAUUCAUUCCAUUUUAUAUUCGCGUCAACAAUAAACACACCUACGUGUUAUUAGGAAGAUCGACGCUGACUAUUACUUUCAUGCGUUCGUAGAUAUCAGUGCCCUCCGUUAUUCGACAUUCUCUUAUGUAACACGAAUGUCUUCGUCAACGUAACAUAAUACUUUCGAUUGCCAGCUUUUAAGCGUAAAUGCCCGCGUUCGCGUAAGAUUUAAUCGAACGUACGGAGGAAUUUUGAUUCGCGCACUCUGGCCCGAAUGGAAGGAAGUGGCUGAUGCGUGCUUAAUAUUGGCAAGUUGCUGUAUUUGAUGCAUCGCGGUGCAGACACGACUGCAGACUCGGCGUUUCAAGCGCCAAGGACUGUCAGAAUCUACUUCAAUGACACUUUCGGCAAGCUCAACGUCGUUUUUCGACAAUUCAGCGAACUCGACGAAUGCGUCGCGACUGUGACCAGCCAACCGCAGAUAAUAUGUCUCACGCCCGACGUAAAGUGGCGAUGAGAAUGAACAUUCGAAAGUUAAAAUGUUACUUUGAUUGUUUAUUUAUUAGAAAUUCCAGAAUAUGUUUUCCAAGAUGCAACUGCACUACCAUCUAAAUAGUAAUUCCAUUAACACUAUACGAACACGAUAAUGAAAUUCAAUUUAAACAUUGCUGUAUUUCGUUCGUUUACCAAAACGUAGGACUGAUAUUUCUUCAAGUUUUAAAACUAUCGUCUUUUAUAACAUGAACCUAAAAAUGAAAAAAGGUUUACUUCAGCUUGUCGCCAUUACAACGCCUCAAUCUCGUAAAGUUAAGCGAUUUAUGAUCAAGUUUACAAAUCCAUUACAUAAUAGCACCUAACCCCGGCCGUGAAACGAGCUGAAUUAGCACCGUUAUUAAAAUAUCGCUGAGCUGGGCAUACUUUCACCAUUGGCUCUUCAAGAAUAAGCUGCCUAUUUACAAUCGCCAUGACACGAUGGCAAGUAUAGAGCUGUCCGCGACGACUUCAGCUAUCUUAUUUUUCUACCUACUUGACACACUCACGGUUGUUGAGCAGUUGCAUUCCCGUCUAGUAUUUUCAGUCGAUUAAGUUUUAAAAAUUGAACAGAUUAAUAUUACAGAUUAAACUGACAAUUCUACUCCAAAAUUCAGCAAGAAAAUUUAACAAGAGCGCAAUAUCUUUAAUUUAAGUAUUUUGCUAAUUUUCGAUUUCUUUCUCGUUCAACUAAUUACCAACUGCUUAAUGUUUUGACAUGCGAAUAAUGAAUUUGCACACUGAAUUAUCGCAGCUGGUAUGAUUAUUGACUCUUCAAAUCUGUCUGUAAAGUUAGUGUACCUGAGUUGAGAUUAAUCGCGAAAUGCAAAUCACAGUUCUACGCGCCUAUGAAAUUGUAUUAAACGUACUAAAAUGAAAUAUUCAUAUAUUUUAAAUUCAAAUGGUAGAACGUAGAUACGUACUAUGACCGCGUAUGCUUUGCGCAAUAAAUUAGAUUCGAUAAAACAUGUCAUAUAUUAUGACAACGAUGGACAUUCAUAAAUACAUUUAUAUUCUAUAUCUCAUCAUUUUCCAAUAUCAAUAAAUUCGAUCGAAUGAAAAUAAUAGAGAUACUAUCUAUUUAUAUUAUAUUACUCUGAAUGAUGAUUUAGUUGCAGUACUUGAAAAAUAUCACGUUGCAAGGUAUUGUUUUUACGCGGCAGAUAUCUUUGUAAACGUCUUUAACUAUCUUAGCGAUAAUUAUAUUGUUAUGGGCUCCUCAUAAAUUUACAUCACUUUUGAAAUUUAUUGCCUGUGCUCAAAUAAUCUGUUAACUUGACCAACGCAUGAAAACUUCUACAAAAUCCAUUAAAUGUUUCGCGACUGCGAAUGAAUAAAUAAUUAUUUAUCAAGGGUCGCAAUCGCGAAUCAAUAGGCGAAGAGUUAAUAAAUUGAGAGUCACAGGACAUUAUAUGAGAUAAGUUCAGUCUAAAUUUCAAAAAAUAUGACCGUAAAUUUCCCAAACUACAAAAUGUUUUCUGUUUGAUCACGUUUUUCAGCAUAACAAUCGAUUAAAAGCAGAGAAAUGAUUUUUUUCAAAUUGAAAGGACAAUUUUAAGAUAUUGUAUAAUUAAAGCCACAUAAAUCUUUAUCUCGUAAAUCACGAAAAUGUUUAUAGAUAAUUACAAGAACGAAAUUAUAAAAUUUAAAAGCCAAACAUUAAAAAUUUUUAUGUUAAGACAAAAAUAUUGUAAAUGGUGCAAGUAGUGAUUUACGUGUUGAAUGUUUUAACUACCUUAUAUUUGUACUCUCUUGAACAAAAACAAAACAAAUUUUUAAGUUUUUGUAUCUGUUCGAGUUAUUGUUUACUUUAUUUGUUUGUAAGAAGUUCUACAUUCUUGAGCUCAAACGUUCAUGGUUCAGUUUACGUUUUGUUGUUUUUAAGAAUUACACAUUCUUGAGCUCAAACGUUCACGGUUCAGUUCGUAGUGUAAAUACUGAAUUUCAAAAAAUUGACGUAGAUUUUUAUUGAAACCUAUAUAUUUACAACUUUCUAUGGAAUUUUUAUUUAUAAAAAUGUUACGCUUAUAUAUCUCGCUUAAAAAAUAUGGUUUUCUCAACAAAAGUACUUGAUAAUUGAAAAACGAGUUCUGAAUGUAAUUGAAUAUAAGUACAAUUUAUUUAUGAACUUAUGUUGGUAUAUACAUUUUACAUCGAUUUUUGCUUGCAGACAUAUUUGAAGAAUAUGUUUGUGUAGGAGUCAUACUCAUUGCUAAAGGUCAAAUAGAGGGUCUCAUCUAUAAACAUAGUCGUGUUUCAAUUUAUUGCACUACUUUUAGUUUAAUUAUUAAUUAAUUAAUUAUUUGAUUCAAUUAAUUAUUCAGUUAUUUAACUUUAUUAUUGAAAUUUCAAAUAACAAGAUUAAAUUAACUAUUUCGAAGGAUUCAAGUCAGCAUUGUUUGAUAAAUACUAUCAACAAAAAUAUUUUUUUGUAGUUCUCAAAAAUUGAAAAAUUAUGGCAUACAUGGCUACGUUCUUACUUGUUUUGUACAGAUCAUUUAAUGGAUAUUUAAAAUCACAUAUAAGGUUUUCAUUCGUUUCAAUUGAAUGAAACGAAAAUUGUUAAUAGAUUAGUUCAGCAUUUUGAGAACAAUUUUUAUUGUUCUUUAUUAUAAGCAGUAUUGAUGAUUAUUUCACAUAUUUAAUACAGUUCCUAAUCACACACUAGAAAUUUGAAAAUAAUUGUAGUCAUGUAAAAAAUCUGCUAGUUACUCUAGAGAAGGUUGUGAAAUUAAUUUUGUCAUUACAAAUGCAAUAGAUUUGAAUUUGUUUAAUAAAAUAUCAGAUUCAGGUUGACAUUUAUCAACUUACUAUUGUGAAAUAAUUAUAUGCCCCUAUAUAUACUAGCAAUACUAGCAAUAACUUUUCUGGAUCUGACUACAGUGUUUAAUAUCUUCAAUUAUGGAAUUAGAGGACGUACUUACAAUAUUCUUGAAAAAUACUUAAGUAAUAGAAAACAAAGAAUAAAAAUAGAUAUUAAUUAUAGGUCUUAUUAUAGCUUAUACUCUAAAUAUAGGUGUUCCAUAAAGUACAAUAUUAGGACCUUCACUGAUCAUCAUUUAUAUUAACGAUAUGCUAAAUACCAUGUCUGUAAUUUGCCAGUUAAUACCGGAGAAUGUUCAGUAUGUUAAAA
This is a messenger RNA of Phymastichus coffea, 5778 nucleotides long. It is a transcript of the gene pn, whose product is annotated as exopolyphosphatase PRUNE1. Bases 832 to 1995 code for a protein of 387 amino acids. The record is from RefSeq and is a predicted model, not a curated record. Lineage: Eukaryota; Metazoa; Arthropoda; Insecta; Hymenoptera; Eulophidae. Gene Ontology annotation, molecular function: exopolyphosphatase activity. Gene Ontology annotation, cellular component: cytoplasm. The transcript is spliced from 7 exons.